CCCGGGGCGGCCUUUCCCUGCGCAGCUGUGGCAGCGGCAGGCGGGAUGACGGCGGAGGAGAUGAAAGAGGAUGGGGCUGCCUUGGAAGGGGUGGACAUCACCCCCAAGCGCGAUGAGGGCGUCCUGAAGGUUGUCAAGAGAGAAGGCAGUGGAAUAGAGUUUCCAAUGAUCGGUGAUAAAGUGACUGUCCAUUACACAGGAUGGCUUAUUGAUGGCACAAAAUUUGACUCCAGUCUGGACAGGAAAGACAAAUUUUCAUUUGACUUGGGGAAAGGUGAGGUGAUCAAAGCAUGGGACAUUGCUGUGGCUACUAUGAAGGUUGGUGAAAUCUGUCGGAUUACAUGUAAACCAGAAUACGCCUAUGGCUCGGCUGGGAGCCCCCCAAAGAUACCUCCCAAUGCUACACUGAUUUUUGAGAUAGAACUUUUUGAGUUCAAGGGGGAAGACCUCACUGAUGAUGAAGAUGGUGGCAUCAUCCGAAGAAUCCAUAAAAAAGGGGAAGGGUACUCCAAGCCCAAUGAGGGUGCGCUUGUAGAGAUCCAAUUUGAAGGCCGAUGUGGAGAUCGUGUGUUUGACAGGCGGGAACUGCAGUUUGAGAUUGGAGAAGGUGACAACUAUGAUCUUCCACAUGGUCUGGAGAAAGCAAUUCAAAAAAUGGAGAAAUCAGAGGAAUCUGUGUUCUAUCUCAAACCCAACUAUGGUUUUGGAAGUGCUGGGAAGGAGAAAUUUCAGAUUCCUCCAGAUGCUGAGCUGCAAUAUGAAGUGAAACUCAAAAGCUUUGAGAAGGCUAAGGAGUCCUGGGAAAUGAACACAGAUGAAAAGCUGGAACAAAGCAGCAUUGUGAAGGAGAGAGGCACUCAAUACUUCAAGGAAGGGAAGUACAAACGGGCAGCAUUACAGUAUAAGAAGAUUGUGUCAUGGCUGGAGCAUGAAUCAGGACUCUCUGAUGAGGAGGAUACAAAAGCCAAAAGCUUGAGGCUUGCUGCCCACCUUAAUCUAUCUAUGUGCCAUCUCAAACUGAAGGAAUACUCCCAGGCUUUGGAGAACUGCAACAAGGCACUCGAAUUGGAUAGGAACAAUGAAAAAGGUCUCUUCCGGCGUGGAGAAGCACACUUGGCUGUCAAUGACUUUGAAUUGGCCCGAGGAGAUUUUCAGAAAGUGAUACAACUUUAUCCAAGUAACAAAGCUGCUAAAGUGCAAUUGGUGACUUGUCAGCAAAAAAUACGGGAGCAGCACGAGAAAGAGAAAAAAAUGUAUGCUAACAUGUUCCAAAGGCUUGCAGACAAAGACUUAAAGUCAGCUGCUACUCUUCAGACCAGACACACUGAAGAUGCAGAAAUGGAAGAUGGGCAGAAUGGAGUCGAAGAUAAAUCGGAAGUUGACACAGAAGCAUAAAACAAACCCUAUUCCAUUACUUUUGUAAAUGAAAUAAUUUCCAGUGAAUUAGACCUUUAUUUUUCUAUCUGGUUGGAUAGUGGCUUCAGGGGAGCAGAGUCUGAGGCCGCCACACCACAGUCAGUUCCAGCGUUCUGUCAGUUGAAGAACCUGAGUGGCAGCGUAAAUCUGGUUUAAUCCUAGGGACUUUAUUUAUUCAUUCAGCCUCUGUUAUUGUUCAGGUUCUGUCUGGAUUUACUCUGCUUGGUUUAUUUGUGUUUUGCCACUGGCGUUUAUCUCUUUUUGGAUCCAGUUCAAUUUAAUCCUGGGUUUUGCUUCCUAAAUUUUACUUCUUUAAAGUAAUCAGCCUCUUCCAGGAGUCCUCACAUGAAGCUUGAGAACAGAUUGUUGUUCCCAGUUCUUCUGCCUUGGCAUUGCCCUGUCCCUUCUGCUCAGUAGGGAGUCCUUCCAGUAAGUGUUGUAUCCUUUCUUGUAUGCCUCCUGUUUGCAAAUUGCUGAUGGUGAAGACUGUGAAGUCCUAGCUUAAGUAAUAAAGCUGCAAUUAAA
This is a messenger RNA of Indicator indicator, 1941 nucleotides long. It is a transcript of the gene FKBP4, whose product is annotated as FKBP prolyl isomerase 4. Lineage: Eukaryota; Metazoa; Chordata; Aves; Piciformes; Indicatoridae. Gene Ontology annotation, molecular function: protein binding; peptidyl-prolyl cis-trans isomerase activity. The coding region runs from base 46 to 1395 and encodes 449 amino acids. The record is from RefSeq and is a predicted model, not a curated record. The transcript has 10 exons.